Messenger RNA from Stegastes partitus (bicolor damselfish), 3006 nucleotides. RefSeq names its product neurotrypsin-like. The transcript is spliced from 14 exons. NCBI's taxonomy places the organism in Eukaryota, Metazoa, Chordata, Actinopteri, Pomacentridae. Gene Ontology annotation, molecular function: serine-type endopeptidase activity. Gene Ontology annotation, biological process: proteolysis. Gene Ontology annotation, cellular component: membrane. Bases 1 to 3006 code for a protein of 1001 amino acids. The record is from RefSeq and is a predicted model, not a curated record.
AUGGAGGGCGAAGAGGCUUCAUUUUCAAAGGAGCUGAUCGGUUAUUUGAGAGCCAGAGAAGUGCCUCUGUCCUGCUCUGAGGGAUUCACAGAGUUGGGUUACUACAACGGCACCGUGUCCCAGACGGACUCUGGUGCCCCCUGUCUGAAGUGGACCGAGUUUCCGGACUACGUCAUGCAGUAUCCGGGCCGCGGCCUGGGAGACCACAGCUACUGCAGGAACCCGGAUCGGGAGUCCAACCCCUGGUGCUUCUUCAGGCAAAACUCGGGCGCCAUCGGCUGGGCCUACUGCGACUGUCACCAGGGUGCGGCCCGUCUGGUCGGCAGCUCGUCCUCCGGCAGCGGGCGGGUGGAGGUUUACCUGAACGGCCAGUGGGGGGCGGUGUGCGACUCCCACUGGACAGACAGGGACGCCAGUGUGAUCUGCAGACAACUGGGUCUGGGUGACAUUGGCACGGCGCUGCAGCACUCGCAGUUCGGCUCCGGCUCCGGCCUCUUCCACUACGAGCGUCUGGGUUGCCGCGGCGAUGAGAACACCCUGAGCAAGUGCCGGAGCAGGACGUUCGUCACCGGUGACUGUAGCCAUGGAAACGAGGCGGCAGUGGUGUGCGCGCCUCCGGAAGGCAGCGGUCCUCCUCUGCGAUUGGUCGGAGGCGAGGAAGACUUCGAAGGUCGCGUGGAGGUGUUUCACACGGGAAGGUGGGGCUCCGUCUGCGACGACCAAUGGGACGACAGAGAUGCAGAGGUGGUGUGCAGGCAGCUCGGUUUCGGCGGCGUGGCCAAGGCCUGGUCCUGGGCUCACUUCGGUCAGGGUUCGGGUCCCAUCCUGCUGGAUGCCGUGAAGUGCACCGGAAACGAGCUGUUCCUGGAUCAGUGUCCUCAUGGCGACUGGGAGCAGCACAACUGUGACCACAUGGAGGACGCCGGCGUCUCCUGCAGCCCUUACACAGAUGGCGUGGUGCGUCUGGUCGGAGGAGACAGUCCGUGGGAGGGUCGAGUCGAAGUGUUUCACAACGGCGACUGGGGGACGGUGUGUGACGACCACUGGACCCAGCAGCACGCCGAGGUGGUCUGCAGACAGCUGGGAUACAGGGGUCACGCUGAGGUCGUGUCAGACGGGACCUUCGGCGAAGGCGUCGGUCUGAUCCUCCUGGACGAUGUGCAGUGUGACGGAUCCGAGACGUCCCUGCUGGACUGUAAACACGGGAUCUGGGGUCGGACCGACUGCUCCCACAGCGAGGACGUCGGCGUUCGCUGCAGAGGAAGGUCCAGCCAGGAGACCAACGAAGUGCCGGUUAUCGCACCUUCAACAGGUCCCCUGGUGCGUCUGGUGGGUGGCAGCAGCAGGAAGGAGGGUCGAGUCGAGGUGUAUCUCCAUGGCGACUGGGGAAGUAUUUGCGACUCGGGCUGGAACGACCUGAAUGCGGUCGUCGUGUGCAGACAGCUCGGACACAGCGGUGGAGCGGUAGCAGCCGGAGGGUUCGGUCAGGGGAAGGGACCCAUCCACCUGGACCAGGUGAGGUGCACGGGGAAGGAGGAGUUCCUGGGGGAGUGUCCCUCUCUGGGUCAGAGCAUCCAGGGCUGCAGACGGAGGGAGGACGCCGGGGUGAGGUGCGACGUGGCGCCGCGGGAGCCGUCGGUGGUUCCGGUCAAACCCCAGGAGCAGAGCUGUGGGCUGAGGAAGCUGGUGGAGGAGGAGGAGGGCAAGAGGAGGAGCCGAGGAGAGGAAAGCACGCUCAGGUCCACGUGGCCCUGGCAGGUGUCGGUGUGGCUCCAGUCCCAGGAGGAAGCCGACGGUCCCCUCUGCAGCGGGACUCUGAUCAGCCCCUGCUGGGCCCUGACGUCUGCAUCCUGUGUGAGCAGGGUCGGCAGCGACCCGUCCAGGUACGUGGUGCGAGUCGGGGGCUCGGAGCGGAGCCUCAGCCCGGAGCAGGUGGUGGUCCACAGGAAGUUCAAGGGCCAGAGCGGAGGACACGAUCUGGCUCUGCUGAAGCUGCCCAGCUCCAAGGGCCACUGCCUGACCUUUGACCCCAACACCAACGCAGCCUGCCUCCCUACAGCUGACACCGUGUCGGGAGGAAAUACUCCAGCAUCCUGCGUCGUCAUGGUUACCGCCGGAUGGGCAGGGCCAGACUCCGUCGUUGCAUCCUGGGUCCCUCUCAUGUCGUCAUGGCAAUGCAAGAAGCGCUACGGCGACAGCUUCUCCAGUCACGGCACCCUGUGCGCCGGCAGCCCUCCAGACACCAGCCUCCUCCACGGCGACGGUUGCCAGGGCAACUCCGGAGGCGGGCUGCUGUGUCAGGGGGAGACGGGUCGGUGGGUGCUCACCGGGGUUGUUGCCGGGGGUUACGGCUGCUCCGACCCCUCCUCCCCCGCCCUCUACACGCGAGUCAGCCGCUUCAGGAGCUGGAUCGACGAGGUCACCGACGCACGAGCGCGCCCGGAGGAGCCGCACGCCAACACGCAACAAGUGGACAAUGACAUCACUCUCGUGGACAAUGACAUCGCCCUCGUGGACAAUGACAUCACACAUGCGCACGGGAAGCUGAAGCGCGUGCACGAUCAGCAACCGACGAAUGAGAUCGGCGAGGUCAAACACGCGCACGCUCACCACUCGCACGCCAACCAGCACGCUCACGCUAAAGGCGGCGCGCACACAAACACACAAAUGGUGUGUUCCAUCUACCUGGAGGUUUUCACCGUGUCCAUCGCAUGCGGCCACAGCUUCUGCAAGGCCUGCAUCACCGGAUACUGGGACUGCCAGUGUCCCCUCUGCAAGGAGGUCUUCACCAAGAGACCCGAAUUAAAGACCAACAUGACAACUCAAGAGGUGUCGGAUCACUUUAGAGGGAUAAAGGAAGGAAGCAUUAAUGAUAAAUCGGCUGUACGGAAUGGAGACAAAGCCGGCGACAUCUGCACUGGGAGGAAGUCGGUGAAGUUUAGCCUCGAAUGCCAGACGUCUUUCUGUGAGCUUCACCUGGAGCCUCACCACAGAGUCGCAGGCUGA